AUGUCCUUCCCCCUCACACCCACCUUCCACCUUCGCCAAACCGGCUGGUCCGCCACCACGCGCGCCCACCCGGCCAUGAAAUGGAUGGAGCACUACACGACCACCAUCAUCGAUGCGCGCGCCUUCACGGACCCCUCCACCGAUCCCUCCACCUUCUUCACGCCCGGCGCCGUCCUCGUCACCUCCGCCGGCGUGACCGUCACCGGCGCCGCUGCGAAAUGGGCCGCGCUGCGCGACAUCUACGGGCCCUUCGUCGCCAACUACCACGAGCCGCGGGAGCUGUUCUGCGUCGAAAAGGAGGAUCUGAGCGGGUGGGAGAUGCUCGGGCGGGCGAAUCUGUAUGUGAAGAUUCCCAGGGAGAAGGGCGCCGGGGAGCAGGGGGUGCGGAGCGCGGAUGGGCGCGAGUGGGAUGCGGUGGUGGUGAGUGCGUUUCGAUUCGAGUAUGUGAAGGUGGAUGGGGGCAUUAAGUUGGCGCGGUCGGAGAUUUUUUCGGAUCCGAUGCCCGCCGUAGGUGUGAUGUUGAAGAGGGGGGUGGUGAGGGCGGAGGUUUUGUUGAAGUAA
Mytilinidion resinicola is the source of this 561-nucleotide messenger RNA. RefSeq lists its product as uncharacterized. Lineage: Eukaryota; Fungi; Ascomycota; Dothideomycetes; Mytilinidiales; Mytilinidiaceae. The record is from RefSeq and is a predicted model, not a curated record. The coding region runs from base 1 to 561 and encodes 186 amino acids. The transcript has a single exon.